AUGGUCAAGUCAUCACAUCUUGCUCUGAGCGCGGCGCUCGCUGUUGCUGCGAUUGCUACUGACGUCUCUGUCCCCAAUCAUCUUCCUACCCGACAGCUCCUGCAAGAUGCCUAUGCCUACUCUCUAGAACCAGUCUGGACUCAGGACUACAUUUCAUCCAACUUGACACGCAACCUCAUGAACGUCAUUGCCGACAUCACCGGAAAGCCACCGACAUUUCGUGUAGGAGGCAACACUGGUGACCAAACGUACUACCACCCUGAGCUGAACAUCUCUGCCGUGGCGCUGCCAAACACGACCGUCACAAACACGUUCAACAUCAGCAAUGCCUGGUUUGAGCAAUGGGGCAGCUACUUCCCGCAAGGAACAGACUUUCUCUACACGUUGAACCUGAAGGACAACUCCAGCGCUUGGGCGAAUGCUGUCCAGGAAGCUGCCGCCGCAUACAGUGUGCUCGGUGACAAGCUCAAGCUGUUUGAACUCGGCAACGAGAUUGACCACUUCAUCAACAAGGGCUGGCGACCUUCAACCUGGGAUGUUGCCAUGUACAUUCAACAGUGGCGCAACAUCUCUGAUCAGAUUGUCCACUCUUCAUGGUACGAAGCCGCAGACCAACCGCCCAAGUUCCAAGCCGCCGUCUUCGCCGACCCUCCGUGGGUGCCCGAUCAACAAGACGAGAUUGACGACUUCGACAUCAUCAACCUUACGCGUGCUGGCUUGACUGAGCAUGACAAGGUUGGAUCAUAUGCUGUACAUCUAUACCCUCAGUCCACCUGCGACACGACACGCUGGUAUCGCUUGAGUCUUGAUCUGUUGUCAAACCACAGUGUUCUCUGGCGCAACGUCUCUCAGUACGUUCCGCAAGUCGUCGCAGCCGACAAAGCAGGUAUUCCACUCGUCUUUGGCGAGACCAACUCAGCCUCAUGCUCUGGCCGCAGUGGCAUCAGCGACACCUUCGGCGCCGCUCUCUGGAAUGUCGACUACGUCUUGCUGGCUGCCAGCAUUGGCAUGCCCAAGGUCUACUUCCACCUGGGUGCCAACGCCGAGUACUCAAGUUUCGUCCCUUUGCCCUAUCAACACAAGAACGAAAGUCUCUCAGCAGGAAUCAGGAGUCUCUUCUAUGGCCACUACUUCACAGCCCACGUCCUCGCUGCCGACACUCAACAGCGCAUCGCCCAGAUCCCCUCAGCGAACACCUCCGACUUCAGUGGUUAUGCCAUCUACUCGUCCGGUCAUCACCAUCGUCAUAGCGAGGAUCUCAACAAACUCGUCUUUAUCGAUCUACAAGUCUGGAACGGCACACAGGGUCUUUCCAACCCAUCCACCCUCAGCACCACUGACUCGACUUCCCACUCCGCGGGCCAACGUCCCGUCCGCGAAGUUUCCAUCAGCACGUCCUGGAAACAAGGCACUUGUCUCGCCAUCACACGUCUGCAAGCUCCAGGCACGAAUGCAAAGAGUGAAAUCAGUGUUUCUGGUGUCAGCUUCGAAUCACAGACGGGAAAGCAGGUCGGCGAGAUACAAAAAGAGCAAGUUGUGGUCGGCAAAAAUGGACAAGUUUGCUUUGUAAUGCAGGCUGCUGAGGCUGUGUUGAUAGAAAGGAAAUAGGUGACUACACAGUAAUAGCAGAUCUAUCGAUGUCCAGGCCUUGUUCGCCUUGGUCCUCUCUCUUGGUCGUGUGGUCUUGUCUCACCUCGGCCGAGUUUUAUGAGUCGUGAUUUGCUCAAUGACCAUGAAUCGAUUUUCUCAAAGCCUUCUUUUUUGACUUGCGAGGGUUUUGUCGCAAGCGAUCUUUUUCGGACUGAGACUUUUGAAAAGGUUGAUAGAUGAAACGAUGAUAUUCGCUUGUGGGAAUGUCAUAAUAUAUUUG
This is a messenger RNA of Aureobasidium pullulans EXF-150, 1870 nucleotides long. RefSeq lists its product as uncharacterized. Bases 1 to 1608 code for a protein of 535 amino acids. The record is from RefSeq and is a predicted model, not a curated record. The transcript has a single exon. Gene Ontology annotation, molecular function: methyltransferase activity; nucleic acid binding. Lineage: Eukaryota; Fungi; Ascomycota; Dothideomycetes; Dothideales; Saccotheciaceae. Gene Ontology annotation, biological process: methylation.